Tetrahymena thermophila SB210 is the source of this 1716-nucleotide messenger RNA. Its product is annotated as Na-dependent neurotransmitter transporter. Gene Ontology annotation, cellular component: membrane. The transcript has 5 exons. Gene Ontology annotation, biological process: sodium ion transmembrane transport. NCBI's taxonomy places the organism in Eukaryota, Ciliophora, Oligohymenophorea, Hymenostomatida, Tetrahymenidae. The record is from RefSeq and is a predicted model, not a curated record.
AUGAAAAAUUUAACUAAAAGCCUUACUUAAAAUUAGAAACAAUUCAAUGAAGAAAAUUGGUAUGAUAAUUAUCAAGAUGAGCAUGAAGCUAGAGGUAGUCAUAGGGCUUUUAUUAAGGCUCAUGUUGGUCAUACAAGCUAUGAAAAAAGAGAUUAAUUUAACAAUUAUUCAGAAUAUUUAUUGAGCGUUUUAGGAUUUGCUGCAGGGUUUGGUAGUGUUUGGCGUUUCCCUUAUUUAAUUUAUAAAAAUGGAGGAGGAGUUUUUUUGAUCCCUUAUUUUUUAAUCCUUGUAUUAGUAGGAAUUCCUUCUUUUUAUUUUGAAACAGCUAUUGGUUAAAUGUUUUAAAGAAGCCCUCCUUAGUGCUUUGAAAUUGCUAAUAGGAAGUGGAAAGGGUUAGGAGUGUUUGGGAUACUCUUAACAUUGAAUAUGUCAACUUACUAUAAUUUGAUACUAGCAUAUUCAAUCUACUAUCUUUGGGAGAGCUUUAAAUAUCCUUUGCCAUGGAAAAUUGAUGAUAUUUAUACUUCGCCUGAGCCUUGGAACACUGAAUAUUUUUAUAAAGAUGUUUUAAGAUCCUCAUCAGGGCUAGAAUCUAUAGGAUCUGUAGUCUGGCCUUUAUUUUUUUGCUAUGUUUUAUCAUAAUUUAUAGUGUACUUGUGUAUUUGUAAGGGAAUUACUGUUUCAGGUAAAGUUUCUGUGAUUACAGCCUCUUCUCCUUAUAUUCUUCUUUUCAUACUAAUGAUAAGAGGACUUUUUUUGGAUGGAGCAAUGAAUGGUCUUUCUUAUUUAUUUUCACCAGAUUGGUCGAAAUUAUAUGAGAGCUAAGUAUGGGUAGAUGCAGCCAACUAAGUUAUUUUUUAAGUAAGCACAGGAUGUGGAGUUUUGAUCGUUUUUGGAAGUUAUCGUCCUAUGAACCAAGAAAUAAUAAAAACCUCUUACUAUAUCCCUGUAAUAACUGUUUGUUGUGGACUAUUAGCUUCUGUAGUUAUCUUUACAUUCAUGGGUUACAUGUCGAAUGUUACCAAUAUUGAUAUAAAUGACAUGCCUUUAAAAGGACCCGAUCUUGCAUUUAUCGUUUUUCCAGCUGUUUUAGUCUAAAUGCCUUUUUCUAAUAUUUUAUCAAUAAUAUUUUUUAUGGUCAUGAUAUUCUUAGGGAUCGACACUUAAUUUGGAUAGAUUGAUGCUUUAGCUACAGCAAUAGAAGACGAGUUUCAUGGAAAAAAUAUAGAAUACAAAGGUUUUAGCAUUUAAAUGAAUUAUAUCAGAGCUGGUGUUUGUAUAAUUGUAUCUCUAUCAGCAUUUCUCUUUUGCUCCUAAGCUGGAUUUUUUUAUCUGGAUUUUGUUGAUAAUUAUAGUGUUAGCAUUAAUAUGUUUGUGUGCAUAAUUACAGAAAUUUACUUUUACUUUUACAUUUAAAACUGGGAAGAAGUUGAGGAAAAGAUUAAAAUAAAUAUUGGGUAAUAAACUCCCAAUUAUAUGAUAUUUUUAAUGAAAUAUAUUACACCACUGAUUUGCUUCAUUCUCAGCAUGAUUGCAAUCUAUUUAUAAAUAUUAGAUAUAUUUGAUUAAAAAUGGUGGGUAGCAAUAUUAGGAUGGACAAUCACCCUAUAUCCUUACUAUUCUAUUUAUCACUAUUACUCUAAGUAUAAAGACAUAUAUGAAACACCAAAAUCUUACCCUACUAAUUGCACAGAAUUAAACGAGCUCUAGAGUUGA